AUGUCGACUUCACUGUUUCAAGUAUGUAUGAUCUUUUCUUUUUGUGCAAGUCUUCUUACUCCAAUCAGCUGCCAUGACAACUCAAGGCUUCACAAGAAACACGCAGCCUUGUUCGUCUUUGGUGAUUCGCAGUUUGAUGUCGGAAAUAAUAACUACUUGAACACUUCCACUGAACUUCAAGCAAAUUUCUGGCCAUAUGGGGAAACAUUCUUCAAGCAACCCACUGGUAGAUUUUCGGAUGGACGUCUAAUCCCUGAUUUUAUUGCUCAGUAUGCAAAGUUGCCACUUAUUCCACCAUAUUUACGACGUGGGUUCAAAAGCUAUACUUAUGGGGUCAACUUCGCAUCUGCCGGGGCUGGUGCUCUAGCUGAAUCUUAUCAAGGAUUUGUCAUAGACCUUAAAACUCAACUGGGUUAUUUCAAGAAAGUGGAGAAGCAGUUGAGGCACAAACUAGGCCAUGCAGAAGCCUACACAUUGCUGUCAGAAGCUGUUUACUUAAUUGGCAUUGGAGCCAAUGACUAUUCUUAUGCACUCGGCACAAAUUCCAGUUUGUUUGAGUCCUCACCUGAAGAAUUUGUUGGCCUGGUGAUAGGAAACCUGACAACUGUGAUCAAGGAAAUAUACAAGAAAGGAGGAAGGAAAUUUGGGUUUACAAGCAUGGCUCCUCUGGGUUGUGUACCAAGCAUGAGAGCAAUGAAACCAGGAAACACAGGCACAUGUGUGGAAGAAGUGAAUGCGGUAGCGAAACUACACAACAGAGUACUUGAUAAAGUCCUCCUAAAGCUUAAAGGACAUCUCCCAGGAUUCAAGUAUUCAUAUCCAAAUGUAUACCCUCACAUAGACGAAAUAUUUAACAAUGCGUCUAAACAUGGUUUCAAGGAGGGAAAGACGGCAUGUUGCGGAUCUGGUCCAUACAGAGGAAUUGGGAGUUGUGGAGGGAAGCGAGGCGUGACAGACAAUGUUACUGAAUAUGUGUUUUUCGAAUCCAAUCAUCCCACAGAAAGGUUUUACCAGAAAGUUUCCAAGUUAUGGUGGAGCCAUACCCCUAAACAGACUGAGACUUACAUUGGUCUGAAAGAGCUAUUUGAAGUUUAUUGA
Rosa rugosa (rugosa rose) is the source of this 1098-nucleotide messenger RNA. Its product is annotated as GDSL esterase/lipase 2-like. Bases 1 to 1098 code for a protein of 365 amino acids. NCBI's taxonomy places the organism in Eukaryota, Viridiplantae, Streptophyta, Magnoliopsida, Rosales, Rosaceae. The record is from RefSeq and is a predicted model, not a curated record. The transcript has 5 exons. Gene Ontology annotation, molecular function: hydrolase activity, acting on ester bonds.